Messenger RNA from Umbelopsis ramanniana AG, 1810 nucleotides. RefSeq lists its product as uncharacterized. The record is from RefSeq and is a predicted model, not a curated record. Lineage: Eukaryota; Fungi; Mucoromycota; Umbelopsidomycetes; Umbelopsidales; Umbelopsidaceae. Bases 39 to 1757 code for a protein of 572 amino acids. The transcript is spliced from 12 exons. Gene Ontology annotation, molecular function: ATP binding; ATP hydrolysis activity.
GUUCUUUUUGCAUUCUCAUAUCGCCUCAAUAGCUAGCUAUGGUACUUGAACAUUGCACCUUGGUUUCAAGACAGAAACAUGAGGCUGCUCAGUCAGUGCAUUUCUGUCUUCGCGCCAAAGAUCCAUCGCCAGUGACCAUUCGCAAUCGAUAUGACGGUUCGAAUCCACUAGAAAUUGGAGUACUAGACUAUGAAUCCAUCCUCAGUCGCAGACUAGCAAAUCAUUUGGUCACAGUAGGCCAGCACUUUGAGCAGCUAGUUGGCGGCAGAGAGCUUCAGGUAACGGUCGAACUCAUUAAUGGGUCGCAAGUACCGGGCUCAUUCUUGAUAAAACGCAAUCACACACGAAUGACGGUCACUGAAUCCGAUCAGGAUGACAACCAAGUUCCGUGUGGUGGUAUGGAGAAGCUCUAUAAUGUGAUCUCCCAUGUUAUUUAUGAAUCUACAAACAAGAUGCUGCCUGCCUUCCAAGCUCUUAAUAUACCCGUUACCAAAACUAUCUUGAUCCACGGUAUUUCCGGCGUUGGAAAAACCACGCUUGUCAAACAUGUUGCUAGGAACUUGAAAUACGCUACAUAUCACUACCAUAUACGAGAAUUACUGGCUUUCUCCGAACAGUUUGACGAACCUAGCUUUGAGCAUUUCAACACUCUGUAUUUGACAUUUAAGCGCGCUAGAGCGAAUUCGCCCUCGAUUAUAUUGAUCAAAGGGCUCGACCUUUUCAGAAUUGAUUCAAAGGUGGAAGCCGCCAGUCGAAACUCCAUACUCUCGUUAUUGCGCAGAUCAAUCAAGAGCAUACAACCUGAAGAACGGGUGUUUGUCGUUGGCCUGGCGACUGGACUGAAACAGUUGCCGGAACCAUUGAGGUCUCUCGAUAUUUUCGACCAGCAUGAGCAUGUACCUAUACCCACAAGACCACAGCGUGAAUCGAUUUUGAAAGCACUAAUGAUAUACUAUAAUGUCAAGUUUGAUAUCCAAGAUGAGGGCAGCAACUUGGAAGCUGUCAUUUCUCGAAUAAGCCAGAGGACAUCCGGCUAUGUGGCAAAGGAUAUCAAACUUCUACUAAGGUCAGCUGCCUUGCACUCCAUGCGGAGGCCAAAGGCUAGCCAGCCUGACCAAGAUAUUUCUGCAGCAUUGAAUUCUCUAUCUUUAGCAGACAAAACCGAUAAUGACAUCACCAUUCAAUGGCAUGAUGUUGAAUAUGCCUUGGAAAACUCUGCGCCAUCUCAACAAGCUGGUUUCGAAACAACCAUUGACAAACGUUCUUGGACCGAUAUAGGUGGGUAUGCAAAACUGAAGAAAAAGUUACAACGAGCGGUCUUGUUGCCCAUCAGCAACCCCGAAACAUACAAAAAAUUGGGUAUCCCGCCGCCAUCUGGAAUUCUGCUUUUCGGUCCAUCAGGAUGUGGAAAAUCAUUACUUGUGCAGGCACUUGCUUCUGAAUCCACCAUGAAUGUCAUUACCAUUAAAGGGCCAGAGAUAUUUUCAAAAUAUUUGGGAGAAACAGAAGCUACCAUUCGGAACCUUUUUGCAACCGCAAAGCGUGUUAACCCUUGUAUUGUGUUUAUUGAUGAAAUGGAUUCUAUCGCCUGCAAGAGAGGUUGGGAUGCUGGUGAAGGUGGCAAUAGCGUCAAUGAACGUCUAUUAAGUACUCUGCUUAAUGAAAUGGAUGGUGUGGAAGGCAGACAAGGCGUAUUUGUCAUUGGAUGUACUAAUAGACCCGACCAGAUUGAUGAUGCCAUCUUACGACCAGGUUAGUUUUUCUUCAUCUGAGCGCACUGACCGCUUGAACUGUUUACUGAAAGUCAUUC